CCGAGUCCACUCUCACUUUUGUGUGAUGUCGAGAGCUGGACUCCUGGCAGGGAUGUGCAUAAUGGCAGUCAACCUUCAUCUCGUAGAAGUUUUGGCUCGAGUACUAGUGAUAAUGACCGCCUGCGUCAACGGGGUGAACAACCUACAUACUCUUUUGUAGGAAUGCAUUGCAUCUUUGAUCAGUGCAGAGCCUCGGUUACUGUUUUGAAGUUUGGGCACAUGAGCUCAGAUCUGCUUGCGUAUAGAGCAUCAGAUGGAACCUUGACAGUAUGCACUGUCUCUGAUCCUCCUUCAAUUCUCAAGCAUCUGAAUGGUCACUCCAAAGAUGUUACAGUGGAUGCAUAUUUCUUUGGUAAGAUUUUGUUUCCUGCAUCAUCAUCUCCACUUGGUUAUGGGACCAACGCUAUUUUCCCGGUCUUUGUUCUAAACACCAUGUCUUGUUUAUUUUCAAACUUUGAUUUCUCGUCAAACAAUCAGUACAUUGCAUCCUCAUCGUUGGAUAAAACUGUGAGAGUAUGGGAGAUUUCAAAAGGCCUAUGCAUAAGAGUAAUAUAUGGAGUUUCUCCACAACUGUGUAUUCGUUUUCACCCUGUAAACGGUAAGGGUUGCAUACCUACGCUUGUUGUUUCUUCAGAAAGGAGAACAUGA
This is a messenger RNA of Rosa rugosa (rugosa rose), 648 nucleotides long. RefSeq names its product nuclear distribution protein PAC1-1-like. Gene Ontology annotation, molecular function: protein binding; promoter-specific chromatin binding. The transcript has 6 exons. The record is from RefSeq and is a predicted model, not a curated record. Gene Ontology annotation, cellular component: nucleus. The annotation marks the transcript as partial. Lineage: Eukaryota; Viridiplantae; Streptophyta; Magnoliopsida; Rosales; Rosaceae.